Acipenser ruthenus (sterlet) is the source of this 1265-nucleotide messenger RNA. RefSeq names its product homeobox protein not2-like. The coding region runs from base 184 to 912 and encodes 242 amino acids. The record is from RefSeq and is a predicted model, not a curated record. The transcript has 3 exons. Gene Ontology annotation, biological process: neuron differentiation; regulation of DNA-templated transcription; central nervous system development. NCBI's taxonomy places the organism in Eukaryota, Metazoa, Chordata, Actinopteri, Acipenseriformes, Acipenseridae. Gene Ontology annotation, molecular function: DNA binding; DNA-binding transcription factor activity, RNA polymerase II-specific.
CUGCAUCUGUUUUCGGUACCCGCUGCUAGACCCUAUAAAAGCGUCCAGUUCAAAGCUGAGACAUUAAUCCACUCGAGCAAGGCUGGGCAACAACAACGGACGGCGCAGCCACCAGAGAUCACCGCGCGGCAAUCUGCAAGGAUCUAGAAUUCUUAAUCUUGGGACACUUAGAGAAUACUGAAAAUGCUGCAGAACCCUGUAUUGAGAACUGACUUUUUAAAAACAGUCUCCAGCCACCACUUGACAAAGCCCACCCCCAGCUUUGUGCACCGAGAGGAACUCGGCUCCAUCAUACCUGCCAAGGUUUCCUUCAGUAUCGACUCCAUUCUGACUAAACCGGAGUCUGAGCGGCGGUGCAGUCCUUUCCCAGAGCCCCCCUCUCUCAAGCACAGCAGCCUGGGCUGGCAGAGCAGGCCGGCCGCCAUCCCUUACCCAUUUUCUCUCGGAUACCUGCCUUACCAGGCAGGGCUUCUUUACGCUACUGAGCAGCACUACCAGCAAGAGGAGGUGCAGAAAAGAUGCGCGUACUCAUAUCCCGGCUGCUUUCAAAGAGGUUUGCAGACUUUCAGCCUCGAUUCUGUUUCAUGGAGAGCAGGCUCGUCCAAGAUGAAACGUGUGCGCACCGUAUUCACCCCGGAACAGCUGGACCGUCUUGAGAGGGAGUUUCUCAAGCAGCAGUACAUGGUGGGCACCGAGCGGGUUGAUCUAGCGCAGACCCUCAACCUCUCAGAAACUCAGGUGAAAGUGUGGUUUCAGAACAGAAGGAUCAAGUGGAGGAAGCAGAGCCAUGAGAAAAAGAAAGUGAAAAUGGCACAUCUUGGAGCCACUCUGCCCGACUUACACCUCGAAUCAGAAGAGGUGGCAGAGGAGGAAGAAGAGGAGGAUGAAGAUGACAUGAUUGAAGUUGUGUGACCGCUCCCCACAGCCACAGACUGGUCAAGUUCAGCUUCUGUACUGGGAGGAUGAUUAAUACCCUCUCCGAUCAACAAAGGCUGCUGCAUGACAUGGGGUGGGAUUUCUAAGAAACGUGCUAUUGUGUGUAUAUGUAUAUAUAUUGUAUUAAUAGUCAAAAGACAUAUAUAACCAGCCUUGGUGUUAUCUGUAUACAUAUUGUUGUAUUUUUUUUUUUUUUUUUUGUCAUACUGUAUGUGUAAUUUAUUUGAUAUCCUUUUGUGCCAGGUAAUAUAAUUGUUAUAGCUAAAUCAUUAUAUUUUAUAUAAGAUCAGCAAUAAAAUAAAUGCAUUCUAACUGAUGUUUAAAUCAUG